This is a messenger RNA of Gamsiella multidivaricata, 933 nucleotides long. RefSeq names its product kinase-like domain-containing protein. NCBI's taxonomy places the organism in Eukaryota, Fungi, Mortierellomycota, Mortierellomycetes, Mortierellales, Mortierellaceae. Gene Ontology annotation, cellular component: cytoplasm. Gene Ontology annotation, biological process: protein phosphorylation; intracellular signal transduction. Gene Ontology annotation, molecular function: protein serine/threonine kinase activity; ATP binding. The record is from RefSeq and is a predicted model, not a curated record. The transcript has 3 exons. The coding region runs from base 1 to 933 and encodes 310 amino acids.
AUGGGCGCGUCAAUACCAAGCGAUCAGUCCAACGACGCCGACGAGGACACCCCUCUCGAAACCGACCCUACCGGCCGAUUUCAACGACUCAACGACAUCUUAGGAGAGGGCGCAUACAAAAACGUCUACAGGGCCUUUGACCAGGAGGAGGGUGUAGAGGUUGCCUGGAACCAGCUCCGCAUCGACCAUCUCACCAAGAAGGAGGCCCAAAAGAUCCUUUCUGAAAUCGAAAUCCUGGAAUCCAUCCGCAACGACCACAUUAUCAACUUUUACGCCUCCUGGUCCACCAAGGCCCCGAACGGCGGAGAGCGCGUGGUCUUUAUCACCGAGCUUAUGUCCUCGGGCACCCUGAAACAGUAUCUCAAAAAGACCCUCAAGGGUUCGCUCAAACCCAAGGUCCUCAAGUCAUGGUGCCGUCAAAUCCUCCAGGGCCUCGUCUAUCUCCACACACACAACCCGCCCAUCAUUCACCGUGACCUUAAAUGCGACAACAUCUUCAUCAACGGCAACAACGGACAGCUCAAAAUCGGCGACCUUGGUCUUGCAGUUGUGCGCCAUCGGACCCAUGUGUCCUCUGUCCUGGGUACACCCGAAUUCAUGGCCCCAGAACUCUAUGACGAGAAGUAUGACGAGAAGGUCGAUAUCUACGCCUUCGGCAUGUGUGUUCUUGAGAUGGUCACAAAGGAAUAUCCCUACUCCGAAUGUACCAACCAGGCGCAAAUCUAUCGCAAGGUCACAAAGGGUAUCAAACCGCAGUCGCUCGAUCAUGUCCAGGACCCAGAGACCCGGGAAUUCAUCAACCGCUGCCUCGACCACGACGACCGCACGCGUCCCUCGGCCCAGGAGCUGCUCGACUCUGAUUUUUUGAAGCCCUCGCCUCCACAGGACUCUUUAACUACCCAAAUCGAUCUCUCGCCGAGGGCAUGGAGAUAA